Molecule: messenger RNA, 1575 nt
Organism: Salvelinus namaycush (lake trout)
Lineage: Eukaryota; Metazoa; Chordata; Actinopteri; Salmoniformes; Salmonidae
Gene: noxo1b
Product: NADPH oxidase organizer 1b
Exons: 8
Coding region: 1-1575 (524 amino acids)
Biological process (GO): superoxide anion generation
Molecular function (GO): protein binding; phosphatidylinositol binding; superoxide-generating NADPH oxidase activator activity
Source: RefSeq, a predicted model, not a curated record
AUGGGAGACCAGAUGCGCUAUGCCAUCAGUGUCCGGAUUAUUGGAGUGAUGCAUAAAGAGGCAUCUAAAAUCAAGAUGUUUAUGACCUCUGUGCUGUGGUCUGAUGAGAGUGAAGUCAUUGUCUACAGAUCAUUGUUGGAUUUUAAGGAGUUUCACAGGCAAUUGAAGAAGAGGUUUCCCCUUGAGAAUCCUUUCCGCAAGAGAGACAGAGUGAUUCCCAAAUUCAGAGCCAUAGCUAUGAGGAGAAAAAUCCAGGUGAAGGAUCCUAGUUGGUCAAUGCGUCGGAUGAAUUUACUGGAAAACUACUGCAGCGAGCUGCUCAGGUGUGACCCCGUGGUGAGCUGCAGUUCAGAGGUCACCCAGUUCUUCAUGCCCAAAGACCACGACCUGCAGGCAGACUUCACCAAAAACAGCGUCAUGAUCCUACCAUCGGAGGAUGGGCUGGAGGACAUGAGUGGGCAGCGUCUGAGCCUGGGCAAUGUGACACACCCUUUUGUGAGCCAGUCUUACUGCUGUGUGGGGCCCUACAACACCAAGGACACUAAGAACAGGCCCUUUAAAGUGGCCUUGGAUGAGAGGCUGGAUGUGCUCAUCAAAGACCCAGCAGGAUGGUGGCUGGUGGAGAACGAGGAUAAACAGUUGGCCUGGUUCCCUGCUCCUUACCUGGAGGUGUGUGAGGCAGAGAACGAUGAAGAUGGAUUGGAUGGAAUUCCCUUGGGGGGAACUCUCUACUGCGCUGUGAGGAGUUACUCCACUACGAAGCAUGACGAGGUGCCUGUUCCUAUUGGCUCUGUGGUCGAGGUGCUGAGGAAAUCAGACGACGGAUGGUGGCUGAUCAGGUAUAAUGGCAGAACGGGCUACUCUCCCUCCAUGUACCUGCAGCCUUACAACAACCCACGUGCUGGCCUCCACAACCUGCAGAGGAAGCUGCACAGCUCCUCUCUCAAUCUGGCAACCCACAUGGACAGCUCUACUCUCAACUUGGCAUCCAGCAGAGACAGCCAAUCUGGCAACUGUUACCCACCCACCCUGUAUGAGGAGACAGGGCUGCAGCAUCACACAUCGACCCAGCCCAGGGAUGAUCCGUACCGGGCCUCCCUUCUCCAGAAGACCCGCUCUCUGGAGCUUCUGUCUGAGACCCGUCCCGACAUGGCCGUCCCUCCAUCCCAAAGAGAGAGAGAAGACCUUGAGUCAAAUCCGGAUCCAGCAAUCCGCAAGAGCAGCAUCAGCUGGGCCAAGUCCUCCGACUCUGACAUCAGCUCAUCAGGCCGGAAUGUCAGGACGUCUUCUUCCAGCUGCAGUGAGGAGGAGCCCCAGAGCCCCCCAAACAGCCCCAGGUCUUCACCCCAGCCAAGGGAGAGUGGCAAUCGCAGCAUCCCAGAUAAGAGUCUGUCAACCAGCCCUAGCUCCAGGUCUGAGACUGGGUCCUGUAAGAUGCCCACCGCUGCACCCAGGGUGCCCCCGCGACCCAGAGCCCAGGAGAUCCUGACCCGGUGUACCACCAUGACCCGCAAGGCUGCCUUGGCCUCCAGAGGGAGGCUGUUCUCCCUGCAGGACCCCGUCCAGACCCACUAG